UGAGUUAGUAUCUGACCCGAUGUUUUCUGGGAAAGCAUUUCUAAACUUCUGUUUCAGACGGCUGAGAGAGGAAGACACAGACAAUGACAGCGCUGGGCAGUGUUGUGGUUCAGACGGUCGUGUUACUGACGGGGCUGGUCGUCAUUCAGGGAGACACCCAGGUGGGCUGUGUGUUUGGGGGGAGCUGUGUGCUGCCUUGCCGCUUCCAGCCAAACAGUGAUACCAUCCUCCACUGGGUCAGGAAGGAUGGGGAGAACGUUCAGGUCCACUCCUACUAUGAUGACCAGGACCAACUGGGACACCAGGACCCUCUCUACAAGGGAAGGACCUCCCUGUUCCAUGACCAGAUCUCAGGGGGCAACGCAUCCCUUGGUCUGACCAGGGUGAACCUCCAGGACCAGGGCAGGUACCUGUGUUACGCCAGCACUUUAGAGUACAACCAGGAGACCUUCGUCAUCCUGACGGCGAGAGCUCCUGAUCCAACUCCUGUUGCUACAGUGUACAUUGCACUAGAGAACAACACUGUCACCUGUAAGUCUGAAGGACUUCUUUACUGAACCAUGUUCACUGGGCCAGGAACUGAUAAGCCACCUUAGACAUCGGGUGUAAAACCUUGUUAUCUAGGGCAUGUUUAAUGAGAAGG
Molecule: messenger RNA, 643 nt
Organism: Gadus chalcogrammus (walleye pollock)
Lineage: Eukaryota; Metazoa; Chordata; Actinopteri; Gadiformes; Gadidae
Product: V-set domain-containing T-cell activation inhibitor 1-like
Exons: 3
Coding region: 84-557 (157 amino acids)
Biological process (GO): negative regulation of T cell proliferation; T cell costimulation; immune response
Cellular component (GO): external side of plasma membrane
Source: RefSeq, a predicted model, not a curated record